CUAGCUCGUAAUCAGGAUAUUGGAUAUUGGAUCAAGCAGAGCGUAUUUUGCGCUCGAGGUCGCGGUGACGUCUUAUUGGAAUGGAAAGGCCACUGCUUUCCCCAUUUAGCCCCAACUUACCUCAUUCCGCUAAAGAAAGAUGGAUCUGUAUUUAUCCUGCUUAUAUAAACAACCGCCGGACUAGAGCUCAGGGGAGGAAACUUUCAGUUGAACAGUGUGUAGACAAUCCCAAACACUCUGAAGUAACUAUGAUUUUGGGAAAACUGUCACUUGACCACUUGCUGGAAACCAAGGUUCAUCCAAGGGAAAGGGACGCAUUUGAACCCAUGAAUAAGUGGCGUGUUCGAGUACAUUUGAAGAACGAUGAUGGAACUCCUAUUAAUGAACAGUUUCCAAACCGUCAGGCUCUUCUCCUAUAUUUAGGGAAGGUUAUUCCUGUCAUUAGAUCGAAAAGACCACAAACAUCCGGUUCUAACACGACAGACCAGAAUUUCCAAGGAAAAAAGAACAAACGAAAAGGCAAAAAAUAAGACGGCGUUUUUUGUUGCGUGCACACUAAACUGUCCUGGCGAAAAGCUGUUCAAAUAAAUGGUAACACAUUACCCAACAUCUCUAUCCUACCUUGUUCUCAGAUGUUCUUGGAGUUCACUAGUUUUACACUUAUUUUAUUUUCUUCCUUGUACAUUAUUACCCAGCGGUAUUUUUGUGACUUCCCUUGUUCUUUCACUGGUUCACGUGAUAAUAUACUUUGCAUUUUAAUCAAACAUCUCUCAGACUUGCAGUUCGUGUCUUUGGGAAGCACAGUGUUAUAUUUUUACUACGUCGCAUUUGUGACAUUCUUAUCAGCAGUAAGUUUGCUAUAAAUUAUAGCUGUAGGUAAUAUCUACAAUCGAAUAAAUUGCAGUUCAUAUUGUACAAUGGUGAUUUUAUCAUGUAGCAAUAAGUUUAGGUGGUAGCAAAUGAGUGAUGCGUAUAAAAAUUAGUAAACCUAAAACUUAAUUGAUGGAAUGUUUCAAAAUUCGAGUUGUAGUAGUGUACGUAUUUACUGAUAUUUCCUGUAAACUGAGUGCAGUUAAUUUCAUCCUGACAUCAUGUACACAUCUCUAAGAGUAUUAACUAACUUCCCAAUCUCUAAAUUUCGUUACAGGUUUCCACAAAGUUUGAUUGAACUUUCAGAUUACGUACGAGCUAAGAGCGACAUUGUUGGAAUAAGUAUUUAACUUUUUACUGAGUAUUAUGACUUGAGC
This is a messenger RNA of Trichobilharzia szidati, 1247 nucleotides long. Lineage: Eukaryota; Metazoa; Platyhelminthes; Trematoda; Strigeidida; Schistosomatidae. The record is from the annotation of a GenBank genome assembly.